AUGGACCAGCACAUCGCGGCAGGAACGGAGGUUAAGAUCACAGACUCGGGGGCCAAGCAGACCCUGGCGGCAGUGGGCGUGGCCUUCUUCAGUGUGCUUGAGGGUCUUUUCCUGUUUAUUGUGGACAUUCCCACGCAUUUAGUCAAGGAGAUCAUUGGGUGGAGCCAACAGCUUCCCCAGUCGACCGACCGUCCUUCUCUCUCUGUCUCCAGGGGACCAGGGAGUCACAGCCAGCCUGCCUGGGGCAAGAGCAAGGGAUGGUCCCAGGCCUCUCAGAGGAGGUGGCUUUGUUUCCCACUGCAGGUCCAGACCCUCAGGCCGGAGAGCCUCCUGCUCGUGUCCACCCUGGAUGGAAGUCUCCACGCACUAAGCAAGCAGACUGGGGACUUGAAGUGGACACUGAGGGAUGAUCCCAUCAUCCAAGGACCAACGUAUGUCACAGAAACGGCCUUUCUCUCCGACCCCGCUGAUGGCAGCCUGUACACCUUGGGGACCCAGAAACAACAGGGAUUGAUGAAACUGCCGUUCACCAUCCCCGAGCUGGUCCACGCCUCCCCGUGCCGCAGCUCCGAUGGCGUCUUCUAUACGGGCCGAAAGCAGGAUGCCUGGUUUGUGGUGGACCCGGAGUCAGGGGAGACACAGAUGACACUGACCACAGAGGGCACCUCUACGCCCCGCCUCUACAUCGGCCGCACGCAGUACACGGUCACCAUGCAGGACCCCCAGGCCCCCGGCCAGCGCUGGAACACCACCUACCGCCGCUACUCAGCGCCCCCCAUGGAUGGCUCCCCUGGGAAAUACAUGAGCCACCUGGCAUCCUGUGGGAUGGGCCUGCUGCUAACUGUGGACCCAGGAAGCGGGGCAGUGCUGUGGACACAGGACUUGGGCGUGCCUGUGAUGGGCAUCUACACCUGGCACCAGGACAGCCUGCACCAGCUACCCCAUCUCACCCUGGCGCGGGACACCCUGCACUUCCUAGCGCUCCGCUGGGGCCACAUCCGACUGCCUGCCUCCCGCCCCCAGAACAUAGCCACCCCCUUCUCUGUCUUGGACAUCCAGCUGCUGAUGACGCUGUAUAUAGGGAAGGAUGACGCUGGCUUCUAUGUUUCCAAAGCACUGGUUCACACAGGGGUGGCCUUGGUGCCUCGUGGACUGACCCUGGCCUCCAUGGAUGGCCCCACCACAGAUGAGGUGACACUUCAAGUCUCAGGAGAGCGAGAGGGCUCACCUAGCACGGCUGUCAGAUACCCCUCAGGCAGUGUGGCCCUCCCUAGCCAGUGGCUGCUCAUUGGACACCAUGAGCCACCCCCAGUCCUGCACACCACGAUGCUGAGAGUCCAUCCCACCCCAGGGAGUAGAACUGCUGAAACUAGACCCUCCAAGAGCAUGCAGGCCCCAGCCCUCUUAAUGGAGCUCCUGAGUCUGAGUCGGGAGGAACUUUGGGACCUGGAUCUGCACCCUGAAGAGAACACCGCAGACUUGUAUCUAGGACUGGGACCCCAAGACCUGCUGGUGGCCAGCCUCACUGCAGUCCUCCUGGGAGGGUGGAUUCUCUUCUUAAUGAGGCAGCAGCAGCAGCAGCAGCUGGCGGAGAAGCAGCAGCAGGCCCUCCUGGCACCUGCGGGCCCCCCUCCUACCUCACAGGGUGCUCUGCCCCAGCUCCCAGGGACCACCCCACAGGACCAGAAGAGGCUGCAAAGCCCCUCUGAGCAAACCCAGCCACUUGAAGACCCUGAAGCUGAGCAGCUCACUGUGGUGGGGAAGAUCUCCUUUAACCCCAAGGAUGUGCUGGGCCGCGGGGCAGGCGGGACUUUUGUUUUCCGGGGACAGUUUGAGGGGCGGGCAGUGGCUGUCAAGCGACUCCUUCGUGAAUGCUUUGGUCUGGUGCGGCGGGAGGUCCAGCUGCUGCAAGAGUCAGACCGGCACCCCAACGUGCUCCGCUACUUCUGUACAGAGCGGGGACCCCAGUUCUACUACAUCGCCCUGGAGCUCUGCCCCGCCUCCUUGCAGGAGUACGUGGAAAAUCCAGAGCUGGACUGCUGGGGCCUGGAGCCGGAGACAGCGCUGCAGCACCUCAUGUCUGGCCUGGCCCACCUGCAUUCUCUACACAUAGUGCACCGGGACCUGAAGCCAACCAACGUGCUCAUCACGGGGCCUGAGGGCCAGGGCCGAGGCAGGGUGGUCCUCUCGGACUUCGGCCUGUGCAAGAAGCUGGCAGCCGGCCGCUGUAGCUUCAGCCUGCGCUCAGGUGUCCCCGGCACAGAGGGCUGGAUGGCACCUGAGCUCCUGCAGCUCCCGCCCCCCGACAGCCCGGACGUCAGUGACUGGCUGGAGAAAGAGUCCGAACAGGGGCCCCUGGUGAUGGCGCUGGAGGCAGGAGGCUCCACCGUGGUCCGGGGCAACUGGCACAAGCACAUCACAGUGCCGCUGCAGACAGAUCUGCGACGGUUCCGGUCCUAUAAGGGGACCUCGGUGCGAGACCUGCUCCGCGCCAUGAGGAACAAGAAGCACCACUACAGGGAGCUCCCGGGUGAGGUCCGGCAGGCGCUCGGCCAGGUCCCCGACAGCUUUGUCCAGUACUUCACAGACCGCUUCCCGCGGCUGCUGCUCCACACGCACCAGGCCAUGAGGAGCUGCGCCUCCGAGAGCCUCUUCUUGCCCUACUACCCGCCGGCCCCAGGGACCAGGGAGCCAUGCGCAGGAGCCGCUGGGAGCGGAGGCCGGCCGGCUGAGGAGCCAGGCCUGGGCUGAGGCUGGCCUCACAUGGGAAAAUUCCUGCAGAGGCUUGGAAGCCUGGGGAGAGAUGUUGGAGCAAAGAUGUGCCGAGCGCCCAGGUGCCAGACACCCCUCGGAAUACAAGAAGAAAAAGG
Myotis brandtii (Brandt's bat) is the source of this 2870-nucleotide messenger RNA. RefSeq names its product endoplasmic reticulum to nucleus signaling 2 (gene ERN2). The transcript is spliced from 22 exons. Gene Ontology annotation, cellular component: IRE1-TRAF2-ASK1 complex. The record is from RefSeq and is a predicted model, not a curated record. Gene Ontology annotation, biological process: intrinsic apoptotic signaling pathway in response to endoplasmic reticulum stress; mRNA processing; protein phosphorylation. NCBI's taxonomy places the organism in Eukaryota, Metazoa, Chordata, Mammalia, Chiroptera, Vespertilionidae. Gene Ontology annotation, molecular function: protein serine/threonine kinase activity; RNA endonuclease activity; ATP binding. The coding region runs from base 1 to 2751 and encodes 916 amino acids.